GUCGUUUUCCACUUGCUUUCUAGACCGCUCUGUUCCCCGGCUCUGUCGCUGUUUUUUCUCUGCGUCUACCCUGUUCUCUCUCUCGUCCGACUUUGUGUGGGAUAUGUGCGCAGAGCGACCGUGCGACUCCACGACGCAGGCAGACGGGUGAAGCAGGAUUCGCUCUUCGUUUCCGGCUUCCCUUCCUUCAGCCGUCUGUCGUCUGCCGUUGGACUUGAGCUCUGAACUGCAUCAGGUGUGUGCGUUCCACUUCUCAGCCAGGAGCGUUUCGCCCUGUCGAAGGUCUGCGCUGCUCCGUCCAGCGACGGUGUGUCUAGCGCAACACAAAAAGACGAGAGCCUCCACGAAUUGACAAAAGACGAAGGCAGCGCGAGGCACUCGAUGCAGACCCCCCAUGCAACAGCGAAAAAAAGAGAAAAAUGACUACUCCUUUCGUUUCUCCUCCUUCUGCUUCGCAGUCCUGGACCGCGAGACAUGUUCCAGUUUUGCGCUUCAGACCUGUGUGUGCGUUCGUCGUCUCCUCGCCCCUGUACGCCACUGUCCAGCCUUCGCGGAAGCUCUCUUCGUCGUCCUCGCUCGCGUUUCGUUCUCCCGUUUUCAAAGCGUUUCCUCCCGCUGCGCACCCUUCGCCUGCCAAGACGUCGCCGGGGCGAAGGUCGCUGGCGAUAUUCUCCCUCGGGGUGCUCUGCGGAGCUGCGGUGUCUUGGUUGGCCACAAGACAGCUCCCAGAUGGCUGGGCGCCGACACAGAGCUUUCUUUUGGGCUCGCACGCCAAGACGCUUCCUGGCGACCAGGAGGGAGGCGACGAAGAAGGCGUGACGUCCGAAAGGCCUUUGUCUGCUGCUCAGUUGGCACAUGCAGCUGCGCCGAACAGAGAAGAGAAGGCGACGGCUGGAGAUGCAGUCGUUCACUAUCCGUCCGCCCUGUUGCCCUCAGCGGAGCGCCUCCUCUUGUCCACAGGCUUCGCGUCUCUGGUCUCCACCGCUCACAGACAGCCGCUCUACGUUGCGGAGCGUCUCGGCGCCGCGCUCGCCUCCGACGACGGACAGGCGCUUCAGAAAGGAGACAGAGGGCCGGCGACAGACGCGGGAGACGAGACCGGCGAGGAAGAGAGACACUCAGAGGCAGAUGGAGAGACAGACGCGGACGCAGAUGGAGAGCCAGAGACGCGAACUGAGGAGGCUCCGUACGGCACCGGACGACGGGGCUGCUCCAGUGACGACUCAGGAAGCCACGAAUGCAGCUCGCUAGGUCGCCGACGCUCGAAAGCGAUCCUGCGGCGAAAGGGAGAGAGAGCGACAGGCGGAGUCGACCGAAAGGCUCUGUUGUUUCGACAAGACCCCCGAGUCGACAAACUGUGGAGCCCCGACAGGACCGACUAUAUCCAUUCGGGAUACAGCAAGGGGCAUCUGGCGGCUGUCGCUCUACACAAGGACAGCCUCGAGGAGCUUGAAAGCACCUUUUCUAUCGGUGCAAACAUCAUUCCUCAAGAACAGUCUGUCAAUGCUGGACAAUGGUUCAAGCUGGAGCAGCUCACAAGAUUCCUGGCACAGGUCUACGAAGAUGUCUACAUCGUCUCGGGUCCUCUCUGGAUCCCCCACGACCUCUCGACUCGCACACCCCUCGUCACACUCGUUCGCAGUCCAACUUCUGCGUCUGCCUCUGGACCAAGUCGCUCGGCCUCUGCGCCGGCGUCCACUAAGAGUGGAGAGGGCGGGGAGUCAAAUGCCGCAGCGGUCCAGACUGGGCGAGAUCUCUGGCCGAGAAGAGUCUUUUUUCGCGACUUUCAGGCAAGGGAUUCUCCGGCGUUUGAGCGGAAGGCCCAGGGCAGUGCCCCGGCCGCAGCGCGAGACGGAGAUCCGCGCACAGAAAGCGGCUGGACGUCGGGGGACAUCGGGGAGGGAGGAGACGAAAGAGGCGAAAAAGGCAGACUUCGGCACGCGGAGAGCGAUGCGCACUCGAGUACGGACAGCAGGAAACCGAGGGAAGACUUGAAGUGGCGAUCGACGGCGUUUUUGGGUCUGUCGACGAGGCAGCGAAACACAGAAAGGCCGGGAGAAGUCUCCAGGAGGACUCAUGCGUCGAGGACGUUUGCGUGCAUGAGACCCUACGACGGCGCUCCAGAGUUCUUCCCCGUCCCGAUUGAGGCUCUCACAGGAUCUGCUUUCCCUUCUUCUUCUCCUUCGCAUUCCGAGUUCUCCUUUUCUUCUCCUUCACCUGCGUUUCCCUCCCUCCCGGCUUCUUUGCCGUCCCCCGACGGCGUCGAUACGUUUGCCUGGAGCUUCCCUGCAUGUCGCCAGGCUCUUGCGGAGCACCACCGCGACCCCCCAAACCCUCAGACGCCUUCUUCGUCGUCUUCUUCUUCAUCUUCUUCUUCGUCUUCUUCGUCUUCAUCUUCUUCUUCGUCUGCUGCUGCCCGCCGUGGAGAAAAGGCGACUCCGCUGCACAUGAGCUACGAAGUGAUCGGUCCACGCUUGGUUCCGGUCCCCACACACCUCUUCAAAGUCGUUUUGGCUGUAGGACCGCGGAGGACGAAGCACGGAAUGCGGCAGGGAUCUGGAGACGCGGUCGGCGUCCCUGCGCCGGCUUCGGCUGAGGAGGAGAGAGUCAGGCUCGACCUUCCCGCAGUCGCCAUGGGCGCCUUCGUCAUGCCAAACGAGAAAGUCGACACAGCGCUCGACUUGCGUGCGUUCCGUGUGCCGCUCGAGUUCGUCGAGUGGAUCAGCGGCCUCGAGUUCAAGGGCCUCGUGGACUUCGCUCGCGAAAGGACUCGGGCGGCGCGCCUGCCCAAAGAAGGCGCCUCCUUUGGGCAGGCGCGCCGGCCGGCGUCUCCACUCAGCUCGAACGAGCAUGGCGCUGCCAGCGUGCGAGCCGGCAGAGAAAGCGGGGAUCCCAGCAUGCCGGACAAGGUGCCUGAGCCCGGAGAGUCGGGUGAGAGUUUCGGGGAGACAAACAGUGCGUCCGCUUUUCCGGCGACCGAGGGGCGUCGGCGACGACGCGAGAAAAAAGAAACUUCGCGCUUUCUGCGCUCGAUUGAUCUCUGUAGAACCAUGGAAUUUGCGUCGACGCAGAGGUCACGAGACAGUGACGAAGAAAGGACACAAACGGUUUCUGCAAAUGCUGUUCAGUCCCCUCUGCAUCAGGAAGAAGACGAGCACUCUGCGAGGGCGUUGGGGGACAACAGAAAGGCAUACAAGAAGCAACAAGGACAAGCUUCCGUGCAAAGAAGGCAAAGUCUGCCGACGGGCGUCAGCCUCUGCGAACCACAGGGAUUAAAGCUUCUUCGCGCAGCUUCGGGGUUGUCUUCGCGUCGCCGUUCGGCCAGUGCCCAGCGAACGCGCAGUGGAGCCGCGGAAGAUGGCGAACACGGAAAGAGAGAAGAAUCAAAAGAGUGAAGGCGGGAAGGGGGAAAGCGAGAAUAAGUGGGAAGGCCGGAACAGUGAGAGAGGGACAACGAAGAAGAAAAAAGAGAGAAUACACAAAAAGGUAGAGGGAACAGAGAAUGACCGGAAGGAAAGAGAGAUGGAAACAAGGAGUCAACCGAACAAACUGGAGUCUCCAUAUGGAUGUGAAGAGAAGAAUUUGUGCCAUCUCAAGAGAAUGCGUGCAAGUGAGAGACGACGCCGCGCAGGAGGAAACAAGACGAACACAGGGGACGAGAGCAGCAAGCAACGGUGGAGUGAAGAGUGCGACAGGCAGAAGAUGAGUCAAUUUUCAAACUUUUGCAGCUCGCAGAGAAACCGUCAGGUGUAAGAACGAGGACAGAGAAAGGUUGUCCGUGUCACGUUGUAUAGGUCGAAGCGAAUCUGUGAAACUACCGACUGUGGAGCGGAAGGCACACACGCCCUGUCAAUGUUUUCUAAAGUCUCCUUCGAAUGUCCGUGAUGCGGACUUCUUUCGUGCAACGGGUCGGCGUCUCCGCUGUUCUGUUGUUUUUCAACAUGGAAAUGAGAAAGCUGUUCCACACUGGCUAUCAAAAUGCACUGCG
This is a messenger RNA of Toxoplasma gondii ME49, 3988 nucleotides long. Its product is annotated as DNA/RNA non-specific endonuclease. The coding region runs from base 420 to 3395 and encodes 991 amino acids. The transcript is spliced from 5 exons. Gene Ontology annotation, biological process: apoptotic DNA fragmentation. Gene Ontology annotation, cellular component: mitochondrial inner membrane; nucleus. The record is from RefSeq and is a predicted model, not a curated record. Gene Ontology annotation, molecular function: metal ion binding; single-stranded DNA endonuclease activity; nucleic acid binding. Lineage: Eukaryota; Apicomplexa; Conoidasida; Eucoccidiorida; Sarcocystidae.